Molecule: messenger RNA, 4333 nt
Organism: Liolophura sinensis
Lineage: Eukaryota; Metazoa; Mollusca; Polyplacophora; Chitonida; Chitonidae
Product: CCAAT/enhancer-binding protein beta-like
Exons: 1
Coding region: 196-1032 (278 amino acids)
Biological process (GO): DNA-templated transcription; regulation of transcription by RNA polymerase II
Molecular function (GO): RNA polymerase II cis-regulatory region sequence-specific DNA binding; DNA-binding transcription factor activity, RNA polymerase II-specific
Source: RefSeq, a predicted model, not a curated record
CGACCGGUGAGAACGAAUCCCUUACCGGGCCGGGUGCCUCAAAUCUGAACACUCAGUGACUGACAGCUGAUCAAAUCUUCAUAUUUUACAGUACUGACCAUUUCUCCCACGCUGGACGCUACCGACGCGCAUCGUUUUUCUUUAGAAGACUAUUUAUUCUCUCCGUCAUGUCAGAGCGACAAGUCGAACUCGCCCAUGGGUUCCCCACUGAUGUAUGAAUCGGAUCCCCGAGAAUACGGCGGGAAGAAGACCCGUGACAACCACUCGAUUUUCACCGACGAUCACACUAACGUACUCGACCUGGAUCCACAAGAGAUUGCCUUUGAUUUUGAACCAUAUAUACUCAAUCCGGCACCUGGUGUGCCCAACCCAGUCGCUGUCACAUCUACUGCACCGCCAGUUAAUACUCAACCGACCACAGUAAGUGACUUGACAACUGUAAACCUGGGUAUUUUUAACCAGGCCCAAGAAACAGCAGCCACUUAUCAAACUGUUCCACAGAUGCCCCCGGUCCAGCUGUUCAUGCAACCAGAGGAACCGGCUAUUCCCAGGAACUUCGAUCUGACAACUGAAAACUCAGUGGACAUUCAAGCCUUGCUCAACUAUACGGGCGCGAACUUUGUGAAAGACGAAAAGCCCGACGAUAUCCAAUCGUGCAGCUUACUGAGUUUCGAGGACGAGUUAGAGCUAACGCCUAGGACCGAGUCUGCAGUGCAGGGUCCGUCCACCGCUAAAGACCCUGCCCCGGGCCCAACCAGAAAGGGCAAGUCCAAGAAACGCUUUCCAGCCAAGGGUAGCGAAGAGUAUGUGGAGAAGAGAGCAAGGAACAAUAUAGCUGUGAGAAAAAGUCGCACAAAAGCGAAGCAACGUCAAGCCGAGACAGAAGGACGGGUUAAGACAUUAACUGACGAGAACGAACGCUUGCAAAAGAAAGUCGACUUGCUGUCGAAAGAACUGAACGUUUUGAAAAGUUUAUUUUUAAAUGUUGGAGCAGCAUUACCAGCAGACUUUGAGUCAGUCCUACAAAAAUGACACCUUGAAUAGGUGUAGUGUACAUACAAACAAUGAGAGUGACAUUUCAGCUAUUGUGGACAACACGUCUGUGACGGCCUACUUUCUCUUUCAUGAGCUGACUUUGAAACAUUUCAAUUGUUUUCAUAAACAUUUCUAUGAGAAAGUAAAUCAUUUUUGCCAGUGCCAUACUAAAACGUUUAUUACUUACUUUUUAUCCAUUGUCCUUCGUUCGAUAUCACCAGUUUUGUAUCAAUAUUUGAUAUAUUUUAAAACUAAGAUGCGAUGAAAGGCGAAGGACAUAGGUUGUACAGUUAGCACGGCUGCAGUGCAAUCCAGGUGUAACUCACUUGUUAUACUGGUUUGUUGUUCAGCCAUUGUUAAUAUGUUAUGAUCUGAAAUUAUAUAUCCUAUAAUAUAGAAUGAUGUGUAGUUCACGAAAAUCUGGCAUUUGUGGUUUUAUUGGAUAUAAGGAUAUACCUAUAUUUACGUACAUAAUGGAUGGUUUUAUGCGCGCUGCUUCGCCCAAAUGAAUUAAUUCGUUGAAAUAGUGUCUAAAUCUGGUACAUGCAAGGAGAUAAAGGUCUAUGAUUUGCAUUGCAAAAUUACAUUUUUUCAAAAGUUUAAAUGGGGCCAAUGUUAAGUUUUCAACCUUGUAGUAGCUGGCUUACAAGUUCUUUGGGAAUAGUUGUAUAUACACGCCCACUCUCGCAUAGUGUAUUUUACGCACGCUUGUUAAAACCAUCCAAUAUGGCGGCAAUCAGUUUAUUUAGCGCUCGUGUAUAGGUAGCUGGCUGUUUUGCAGGGUCAUUCACGAGUUUUAUGCGGCUUAUUAGGUUAUGUAAGAGGGAGCUGAGCGGCUGUAUUUUUGUCGGCUAUACAAGGAAUUAUGUUAUUAGCCAUUGUUAUAAUAGGCAUUUACAUAGCUGACAGUUUUGCUGACUCAGCGAGAUGUUUUUUUCAAUGACAACUUGGCUUCAGGUAGAGAAAGAGGUAUGAAGAAGGGCGGUAGAAGAGGGUGAGAGUCAAAGAGAGUCCGACGAAGUAUAACGGCAGUGAGCCCCCGUGAGCGAGCCGCAUGCAGACAGGUCUACUGCUGUCCUCAAAUAAUCGCCGCCGUCUUCCCUGAAACUAUGGGUGCUCGUGUGGCCUUAAGUCCCAAUCUUCACUCGGUCUGGUCAAAUGGGGAAGAUAUAAUUCAAACAUGGUCUUUCUAAAUAUCAACAGAACGCAAACGUAAGUGUAAAACACAGGGUAAGUGAUUUGCCCCUUCUGCACGACAAAAUGGAAUUCAAAAUGCGCAAAAAAUAGGAAAAUUUGGGUUUUACGGCUGGGAGGGGGUUGUAAUAUUAGAAUAAGAAAAAAAAGCAAAAAAAAAGCAAAAAAUUAAACGCAAAAAAAAAAAAAACAGCGAAAAAAAAUGAACAAAAAUUAAAAAAAAGUCUGAAAGAGAGAGAGAAAAAAAGAGGAAAGUAUAUUAAUGUUUUAUGUAGAGGGACAAGAAGCAUCCUUCUCAUCCUUGGCUGACGAGCUGUCAGAUAUUCGGUCCAGUUGUGUAGAUAGGAUUAGCCAAAUAAAUUGCCACCUGCAUGUAUAUAUGGACGUGAAGGUUGGUCACUCUUGAGUGGUGUAUUUUACAUAUUUGUUAAGAUCUCUGGCGCGGUUUCUCAAGUAUUCGAAUCUGAAAACAGAAUAACAUGGCUUCGGUGGAUCGAUUUGUUCAUGGAAAUUUUUGCAUUAUUCUUUAAGCCAAGAUUGACUUCUAAAGAAUAAAUAUUAUAAUGUGGUAUAACAAAUCCUGGCCACAUCUUCAGAGAAAUGCCGUACACACACUGAUAUACACAGGUAACAACUUUAUAACGCAUUUUUCUACAAAAAGAGUAAUUUUUCGCAAGUGAAAAACGUUUACCAGACGUUGGUAUCGUACAGCAGGAAUAUAUAUAUGCACACACACUUUUAGAGAAAGAACACAAGGGAAAUUGUUUUGGUUGAAAUAAUUUAUUGUUGCUCUACAUUUCAUGUAGUCACACAUACAGGGGCGGGAAUAUAGACACUGAACAAAUCAGUAAUAUUAGUAGAGACAUUUGGGGGAAACCUGUCACAGACAAGAAAGAAAAUGCAAGGUUCAAAUCCACAUACUUUGAAACACGCAACAUAUUAUAUGCAUUAAAAAACAAAAACAAAAAUAAUAAAAAAAACAUAUAUGACAUAGGAUGUGAUACAUUCGGCUAUACAUAUAUGUAUUCAAAUGUCUAUGUGGACAAACAGUAAAAUUAGAUUAAAAACAAGAGAACAGAAAAGGAGACCACACACGUUUUAUAUAUAUACAUAUAUAUAUGUACAACAAAUGUAAACACAUUUUCAAUAACUAUAUAUUCUCACGAGAAAAAUUACAUUUAGUACAUACCCAAGUGAAAGCCAUGUUUCACAGUUUUCAUUUCAUGGUAAUAUUGAAGCCAUACGCCCUCAACAUGCAUGCAUAAAAUGGCUACAAAUUUACCAGAAGCCUCUCUGCAAGGAAUCGUAUAACCAAUGUAAUCAAUGAGAAAAAUUCAAAAUACUUUCUACUAAAAUCAAUAAAUAGAUAUACUUAGUCCCAUAUUAAUGAAAUGCAGAGAAACUGAGAGCACGAAAACUGAGGAGGGUGUUAUAUAUGCAAAUAAAACAGAAAUAUACAAAAGACAAGCAUGUUGACGCUAUACUGACAGACAAUUAUAUUAUCAUUAUAUAUACGUUCAGGUAAUUUUUUUGAAGUAUAAAUUUUGCAUAUACAUAUAUACAUAUAUUUGCAAAUAGAAAAAUGAACUGAUUUCACGAAAAUCAGUAAAUACAUAUUUGCACAAUUUAGAGCAGAGAGGAAUGUAACAAUUAGGAGCUGUAUAUGCACAUGUACAUCUACGUUCACUUCAAAUUCGUUGGGCGCUAUAAUUUCUGUGUCAGUAGGCAGAUAUUUUUUGGGGUACUAAUUAUUAAUUCGUGCAGUCACCAUUUAAUCGCAGUGUAUAACAUCGUGUGUGCAUAUUGUCAUGUUAUACACAGCAGCAAUCAGAGUCUAAUGAACCAAACUUACUAGGAUAUAGAUGAACUAUAGUAGUUGGUAAUAUAUGUUUCCCGGGGAACAGCUGACACUGUUUUGUUUAUACUUAUAUAAUAUCUGCAUACCUAUAUAUAUAUAUAUAUGCUUGGUGUUUCUGUAGAACUUGUUUUAGAAUUAGGUUACCAGUUUUUAAUAUCCAUGUAAGUUUUAUGCUGAUAAAAUUGUUUUCUGAGGGCAUGUGGUUUUUCUUUUGAUAAAAUAUUUUGUGAAUCUGUGCUACUUGCU